Eremomyces bilateralis CBS 781.70 is the source of this 1773-nucleotide messenger RNA. RefSeq names its product Pex24p-domain-containing protein. The transcript has 2 exons. Gene Ontology annotation, cellular component: peroxisomal membrane. The coding region runs from base 1 to 1773 and encodes 590 amino acids. Lineage: Eukaryota; Fungi; Ascomycota; Dothideomycetes; Eremomycetales; Eremomycetaceae. The record is from RefSeq and is a predicted model, not a curated record. Gene Ontology annotation, biological process: peroxisome organization.
AUGCCUAACACCACACAAGAUGCCUCCACCCCAUCCACCGGCGACCCCAACCCUCCCACUUUCGCCGCCUUCUCACCGAAUCCCCUAGGCCACGGCGCCCUCAAACAGCGAUCCACCAUCCUCGUCCACCAGAAAUCUCCGCUCCUCGUCGCCACACCUCCACAAAUCACCCGCGCGCUCGCAUAUGCAUACCCGUUCCUCUCCCCGCUGAACCGCGCCGCCGCCCUGCUCUCAUGGACCUCCCCCGAUCCGUGGGAGAGUUUUCUCCUGCUCGCCGCAUUCUGGGCGAUCACUUUAUACGGUGACCACAUCCUACGAUGGGCGGGACCGAUCGUGUUGAUCACCGGCCUGAUCUUCGGAAUGUACCUUCGGCGCUACUCUCCUCUCUCCACGGGAUACACCGGCGCGAAAGGGCAGGGCAGUCGCGCCCGCUCCGAUUCCGACACGCGCCACCACAAGAGCCUCGACGAGAUUCUCGAUACCCUAAACAUCUUCACCUCGCGGUGUAACAUCCUGCUCGAUCCGUUUCUGCGAUUGACGGACUUCCUCUCCACCCAACGAACGGCGACCUCGGCCACCACACGGCCCGCGCUCACGACAUUAUUCAUCCGCCUCCUUCUAAUCACCCCGAUAUGGUUCGGCCUCACCCUUCCGCCACUUUACAUCAUCACCACCAAGCGCAUAAUCCUCUCAGUCGGCACCGUCGCGCUUAGCUGGCAUUCCCGGCCCGCCCGCAUCUCCCGCGUAAUCCUCUGGCGCUCCCGCCUCAUCCGACGGACAUGCACCGCCCUGACCGGUCUCCACUUCAGCAACCCGGAACCAUCCCCCAAAACCACGCAACCUACCGCCGCCAAUUCUACCAAAUCGACCAAAAAAACCGCCAACGACGUUGCCGCGUCGCUGCUCCUCAAACGCGACCCGGCAGCCCCGUCCAUCCGCUUCACGUUCGCCUUGUACGAGAACCAGCGGCGAUGGUUGGGGAUCGGAUGGACGAGCAGCAUGCUGGCGUAUGAGCGGGCGGCGUGGACGGACGAGCAUCUGAACUCGGCACCGAACAAGGACCGGUUCGAGCUGCCGGAGGUGGACGGCGGGCAUGCGGAGUGGCGGUGGGUGGAUCCGGAGUGGCGGGUGGAGAUGAGCUCGGAAGUGAGUCCGCGGCGGCGAAGGGGGGAGAAGGUGGAUGAUGAGGAGGAGAAGGAGGGGUGGAUUUAUUACGAUAAUAAGUGGCGCGAUCCCCGCCGAGGCCGCGACUCCUGGGGCCGCUACACCCGCCGCCGCAAAUGGUGCCGCGACGCCGAACUUGUCGAGAUCACCCCGGCCCCAACACCCACCUCCGGCACUAAACACUCCCGCACCCCAUCCGCGCAAGCAACCUACUCCAGCAUCAGCACCUCGCUCGCCGAGCUCCCUGGCUCCUCCCCCUCCUCCUCAACGCUCGUGAACUCCACGCAGUUCCCGUCCACCGAUGGCGCCGGCGCCGGCUCGAUGACCGGGGCGAGCGUGGGUGGGAGCACAGGGAGUUUAGGCGCGGCGGGGAAUAGCCAUAGCACGCCGGACGCGACGAAGCGGAAGGGGUGGUUUCGGCGGACGAGCCGGGCGGCGAGCGAGAAGACGGGGAGUACGGGGAGUGCGCACGGGACGGGGACGGGGACGGGGAGUAGCGAGCGGAGGGAGAGGGAGGAGGAGGAUGAGGCGGUGCCGAUGGGGAGGAAGACGGUGGAGCAGCCGGGGGAUUGGGGUUAUGGGGAGGAUGUGCGAAUGGCGUUGGGGUAG